AUGGCAGGGUCUAGAGCCGUUAUUGAUACCAAAUAUGCGGAGCAAGAUGAGAAACAGUGGAAGGUGCCAGUUAAAUACAACCUCAACACUGGAAAGCUAUACGAACAGGCUCGCUGGGAGAGUUGGGCCGCGGUGAUCCCCCUUCCCCCGCACAUCAUUGACAGCCUGCAUUCCGCUGUAUACAUCCAAGACACCCUUGAUUCCGCUAACCAAGACGCCAAGGCGCGCCAGGCUUGGCUGAUAUAA
Molecule: messenger RNA, 246 nt
Organism: Penicillium cataractarum
Lineage: Eukaryota; Fungi; Ascomycota; Eurotiomycetes; Eurotiales; Aspergillaceae
Exons: 1
Coding region: 1-246 (81 amino acids)
Source: RefSeq, a predicted model, not a curated record